Oryza brachyantha (malo sina) is the source of this 623-nucleotide messenger RNA. RefSeq lists its product as uncharacterized. Bases 15 to 623 code for a protein of 202 amino acids. Lineage: Eukaryota; Viridiplantae; Streptophyta; Magnoliopsida; Poales; Poaceae. The transcript is spliced from 3 exons. The record is from RefSeq and is a predicted model, not a curated record.
AGCGGCCGAUCGAGAUGGGGAAAGUGAGCAAGCCCAAGCGCGACGCCGAGGACGAGGACGAGCGGAACGGCGGCGGCGGCGAGGCGGCGGAGUCCGCGGAGCAGCGGCUCUACGAGGACGUGCCGGCGAUGCCGCUGAUGGCGCUGAACCACAUCUCCCGCCUCUGCAAGUCCGUGGACGCCUCCCUCCGCUUCUACGUCAGGGCCCUCGGCUUCGUCCUCAUCCACCGUCCUCCCGCCCUCGACUUCACCGGCGCCUGGCUUUUCAACUAUGGAGUUGGGAUCCACCUCGUCCAGAGAGACGACGCGAGGAGAGCGCCCGACGUCAACCCCGGGGACCUCGACCCAAUGGACAAUCAUAUCUCGUUCCAAUGCGAGGACAUGGACGCGGUGGAGAAGAGGCUGAGCGAGAUGAGGAUCAGGUACAUGAAGCGGACCAUCAACGAGGAGGAGGGCUCGCCCAUCGACCAGCUCUUCUUCAAGGACCCCGACGGCUUCAUGAUCGAGAUCUGCAACUGCGAGAACCUCGAGCUCGUCCCCGCCGGCGCGCUCGGCCGCCUCAGGCUGCCCCGCGACCGCCACAACCCGCCGCUCCGGAUGGACGCCGCCGCCGCCGAGGCGUGA